GCCAGUCCCUUGGCCUACUGGUGCCACGGCGAUAGUGCCAGUGUCAGCCGCGACAUCGGCCGUUGCGCAUCCUACGCCCCUCCGCUCCCUCGCCAGCCAUGUGGAAGGUCCUCCUCGUCGCACUCCCUCUGGUCCUUGGCUCCUGCCGGGCAUCUGGGCCGCUGGAACAGGUGGUUGAGCAGAGUACACAUACAGGUGAUCAGGAAACAAUGAACACAGAAGAGCAGCGUUUUAAAUACUUGUUAUACCAGAUCAGUGACACCAUGAAGAAGCUGCUGAGUGAACAAAAGAAGUACAUUGAUAAUCGUUUCAACACUUUAACGCUGUCAAUGGAAACGAUCUGCGGCGCCCAAGCGAUUAGUCAGGUGAGCGGCCGAACAGAUGUUGCAGAAACAGGAAUUGAUAUAGAAAAUAUGGCCGCUGAGAUUGUGCGAAUUUUAACAGCAGUACUUCAGAGCCAGCUGUCCUCUCUGGCGACCUCCGAGGAUUUGAGUGACUUGCAGAGUAACCUGUCCUCCUUCGCCUCCACCUUGACAGGGGAGGUCAAGCAGGAGAUUUCCAGUCUGGCUUCCGAGAUGGACACGAGCACUAAAGGUCUUGCCACUGAAAGUCAACUGCAGGAAAUUAAGGAGCAGCUCGAAAGUGUUACAUCUUGUAACCACAGAGAAGACUUCGACAAAGUGUUAGCAUUGCUGACAACAACCGAGGAAGACAUUGACGAUCUGGCAGAAUCUCUGAACACGUCCCUGGCAGAGCAAAAAGCCGCGUGUCUGGGCGGGGAUGAACACCAGGAGCGCACGGCCAGCCUGGUACAGCUGCUGGAGAGCUUGCAGGUCACGGUGAACAGCAACGCCAACAGCAUCCGCGACGUCGCCUCCGUCGUGGGAGGGCUAGAGGGCAAGGUCGUGCAGCGUCUAGAGACCCUCGAGGAGCUGGCCGAGAAAAUCAACAACAACACGCUGCUUCCUCCGCCUCCUCCGCCCCCCACCACCACCACCACAACCCCGCGACCCACCACCACAACAACAGCGGCGCGGCAGAUCAGCCCUUGCCUCGACAGCACCUUCGUGGGCGGAGGCGCGACCCUGGACGUGUGUAACGCCGCAGUCCACUACAGGAAGUGUCAGCUGGACUUCGUGGCAUAUCACUGCUGCCGCUCCUGCACUGAAGCCGGGAUGGUUCCCGAAAUUGGUCCGCAUCGCUACCUCAGCUUCGACAGAAGAGUCUCCAUCCUCAAGGCUCUGCAGAUCAUGAGGCCGUAAAUGGUGUUCAGUUUUUUUUUUUUUUUUCUUUCUUUUUUGUCCUCUUUGAAUUUUUGUUAUAGUCUGCCAUUGCUUAAUGUAAUAAUGGACUCUUAUUAGUUUAUGUUAUGCCUGUGAAGUAAUGUAUAAUAGCAACAUUUGCGCCCCUAAACAAAUUGUAAAUAAUACAAAAAAACGAAGGGAAAAAAGAGAAAGAAAAUACAAAAUAUCCUGAAUGCCUUUUCGGUGCAUUGCUUCUUCGGGGCACGAAGAGGCAAUGCAGCGUAAAGGUCUCCAGCAUAUUCGUGUUUCUUAUGUAAAGAUACGAAUUUUCAAGACAGACAGACAGACAGUUCUAACGCAACCUGCAUGGAGUAAUUCCCCAAAUGGAGGGGAAAUAAUUGACGUUUCGAUAUUACAUCUUUAUUUCACUCAUGUUAUUCUCAAGAAUAUAUCGCAGGUCCAAUUAUACAUCAUACAAAGUGGAAUUGACCAUUUUCAUCCAUACUUAUUCAACACUUUUGAUAAGACAAUCGUAAUAGCGAAGUUUGUGCGAUGUACUUCGAUGGACCAUUCCGUUUUCUUUUUGAGAUGUCUCGUUUUCUCUUUUGUCUUUUGUAAAUAAAUUUGAUAUUCAGUGAA
Molecule: messenger RNA, 1883 nt
Organism: Penaeus chinensis
Lineage: Eukaryota; Metazoa; Arthropoda; Malacostraca; Decapoda; Penaeidae
Product: nucleoprotein TPR-like
Exons: 2
Coding region: 99-1262 (387 amino acids)
Source: RefSeq, a predicted model, not a curated record